GUCGCCAUCCGCGGGGCCGCGCUCGCCGCCGCCCUGGGGCGUUCGAGUCGGGCCGCGCGUCGCGGAGCGCACCUGCCGUGCGCGCAGCCGGCCUGCGCCCGCGCGCCGAGGAUGAGCGCUGGAGACGGCGGAGGGCUGGCCGCAUGGAGCGGGGUGGCGAGGUGGGCGGAGAGCGCUCGGAAGGUGGUCGCGGAGCAGGCGCAGGGCGCCUACGAGCAGGUGCAGAAGGGCGCUGGGGACCUGGAGCUCGGCGGAGCGCUCGGCGAGGGCAGCCAGCAGUGGGUUGGCUGGGCCAAGGGGGCCGCGGACCGCGCGAGGCUCGGCCUCGCCCAGGCCGCCGAGAAGGCGAACGCAGCAGACUUGGGGUCUGUCGUGGGCAAAGUCACCGAGAACGCUUCCAAGGCCGCGCGCCCUCCAUGCAGGGCCAGGACUGGCGG
Molecule: messenger RNA, 437 nt
Organism: Prorocentrum cordatum
Lineage: Eukaryota; Dinophyceae; Prorocentrales; Prorocentraceae
Source: the annotation of a GenBank genome assembly